GAAUUGUUUGUUGACCUGAUUGAACUAGAUAUGGACGAUUUUGACAUAAUACUAGGGAUGGAUUGGUUGACGCGAUAUGGAGCAACAAUUGAUUGUAGGCGACGAAUGGUGACCUUUGAACCGGAGGGCGAGGCACCCUUUGUGUUCGUGGGAUCGGUGGAUGGACCGCGGGUACCUGUGAUCUCGGUACUAAAGGCUAGAGACCUGAUGCAAGAGGGUUGCAUAGGAUUCCUAGCAAGUAUAGUGGAUUCCUCUAAGGUGGCGGCAGUGGGACCGAAUGAAACCAGAGUCGUCUGCGAGUUUCCAGACUUGUUUCCAGCAGAUCUGCCGGGGUUGCCGCCACAGCGGGAGAUCGAGUUCGUCAUUGAGUUGCUGACCAUCAAGAACAAAUAUCCAUUGCCUAGGAUCGACGAUUUAUUUGAUCAGCUUCAAGGGAGUAUAGUGUUUUCGAAGAUUGAUCUCCGAUCAGGCUACUAUCAAUUGAGGAUCAGAGAUGAGGACAUACCAAAGACUGCAUUUCGGACUCGGUAUGGGCAUUAUGAAUUUCUGGUUAUGUCCUUUGGAUUAACCAAUGCCCCGGCGGCAUUUAUGGAUUUGAUGAACAGAAUUUUUAAGGAUUACUUGGAUAAGUUUGUGAUUGUGUUUAUUGAUGAUAUCCUAGGGUUCUCCAGAAUUGCUACUCCGUUGACAGAAUUGACAAGGAAGAAGACCAAGUUUGUGUGGACAGAUCGAUGCGAGAAUAGCUUCAAAGAGCUGAAGCGGCGGUUGAUUACUGCACCAGUGCUGAGCCUGCCAACGGAUAAUGAGAAGUUUGUGGUCUACUGUGACGCUUCCAGACAGGGUCUGGGAUGCGUGUUGAUGCAGGCUGGGAAAGUGAUAGCGUACGCAUCAAGGCAAUUAAAGGAGUACGAGCAGAGGUAUCCCACGCAUGACCUGGAAUUAGCUGCAAGUCUAAAGUAUUUCUUUACCCAGAAGGACUUGAACAUGCGCCAGAGACGGUGGCUUGAGCUGGUAAAGGAUUACGAUUGUGAUAUCCUAUACCAUCCUGGGAAGGCUAAUGUGGUGGCUGACGCAUUGAGCCGAAGGGGCCCAGGACAGUUGUAUAGUUCGAGGCAGAUAUCUGACAGACUAGCAGGAGAGAUGACCAGAGCAGGUAUAGAGCUAGUGGUUGGGAGGUUAGCCAACAUUACUCUUCAGUCAACACUCCUCGAGAGGAUUAAGGAAGCACAGGGAAAGGACCCCCAGUUAGUUGAGCGUAGAGAGAACGUCCUAUCGGGAGAGUGGAAAUGGGAAGAUAUUGCCAUGGACUUUGUGGUAGGAUUGCCAAAGACCGUGGGUCAGCAUGACUCGGUAUGGGUGAUUGUGGACAGGUAUACCAAGUCCGCCCACUUCUUACCUGUGAAGACGACUUAUACUGUGGAGCAGUAUGCAGAGCUUUAUGUUAAGGAGAUCGUUCGACUUCAUGGGGCUCCGAGGUCAAUAGUAUCCGACAGAGACCCCACUUUCACUUCCAAGUUUUGGAAGAGCCUGCAGAAGGCAAUGGGCACGCAGCUUCGGUUUAGUACCGCUUAUCAUCCUCAGACGGAUGGACAGUCUGAGAGGACAAUUCAAAUACUGGAGGACAUGUUACGAGCUUGUGUCUUGGAUUUUGAGGGAUCUUGGAGUAAGUACCUCCCUCUGAUUGAGUUUUCGUACAAUAACAGUUAUCAGGCGACUAUCGGAGUGGCUCCGUAUGAGAUGUUGUAUGGUAGAAAAUGCAGAUCACCGAUUCACUGGGAUGAGACAGGUGAGAGAAGGUAUUUAGGUCCUGAGAUGGUUCAGAGGACCAAUGAGGCACUUGAGAAAAUUAGAGCUCGUAUGCUCGCCUCCCAGAGUCGCCAGAAGAGUUAUUCAGAUCAGAAACGCAGGAGCGUAGAAUUUCAGGUUGGUGAUCAUGUAUUCCUCAGGGUUUCACCCCUGAGAGGAGUAAAACGAUUUGGCGUUCGGGGCAAGCUGAGUCCCAGGUUUGUUGGCCCAUUUGAGGUUCUAGAACGAAUUGGGGAGGUGGCUUAUAGGUUAGCAAUGCCUCCAGCUUUAUCAGGAGUUCAUGACGUGUUUCAUGUGUCCAUGCUCCGGAAGUAUGUUUCGGACUCUACUCAUGUGUUGAGCUAUGAGAACUUGGAGUUGGAUCGGGACUUAUCAUACGAAGAAAAGCCUAUUCAGAUCCUUGAUAGGAAGGACAAGGUCUUGAGGAGCAAGACCAUCCCCUUGGUUAAAGUAUUGUGGAGAAACAGCAAGGUCGAAGAGGCGACAUGGGAACUGGAAUCAGAUAUGCGGGAGCGGCAUCCCGAG
Messenger RNA from Humulus lupulus (European hop), 2331 nucleotides. RefSeq lists its product as uncharacterized. The annotation marks the transcript as partial. Gene Ontology annotation, biological process: DNA integration. The transcript has 5 exons. The record is from RefSeq and is a predicted model, not a curated record. Gene Ontology annotation, molecular function: nucleic acid binding. NCBI's taxonomy places the organism in Eukaryota, Viridiplantae, Streptophyta, Magnoliopsida, Rosales, Cannabaceae.